Xenopus tropicalis (tropical clawed frog) is the source of this 1704-nucleotide messenger RNA. RefSeq names its product Sjogren syndrome antigen B (gene ssb). Bases 97 to 1377 code for a protein of 426 amino acids. Gene Ontology annotation, cellular component: ribonucleoprotein complex; nucleus. The transcript is spliced from 12 exons. Gene Ontology annotation, biological process: RNA processing. Lineage: Eukaryota; Metazoa; Chordata; Amphibia; Anura; Pipidae. The record is from RefSeq and is a predicted model, not a curated record. Gene Ontology annotation, molecular function: RNA binding; nucleic acid binding.
AUCUGCUGCCAGACUAGUGCCGAACUGAAGGGACUAAGAUUCUACGGCAGCUGGAGGGCCCCUAGCCAGCUCAUCACAUUAGGCUAAGUGUUGAAAAUGGCUGAAAAUGGGGACAAAGAACAAAAGUUGGAUCUGGAUACAAAGAUCUGUGAACAGGUUGAAUACUAUUUUGGGGACCAUAACCUUCCUAGAGACAAGUUCUUAAAUCAGCAGAUAUUGCUGGAUGAUGGCUGGGUUCCCCUUGAAACCAUGAUCAAGUUCAACAGGUUGAGCAAACUGACAAAAGAUUUCAACACCAUCCUUCAAGCACUUAAACAAUCUAAGACUGAACUCUUGGAAAUCGAUGAAGAUAAAUGCAAAAUUCGAAGGUCUCCUGCUAAGCCCCUCCCUGAAUUAAAUGACGAGUACAAAAAUUCUCUAAAAAACAAAUCUGUUUAUAUUAAAGGAUUUCCAACCAGCGCAAAUCUAGAUGAUAUCAAAGAAUGGCUCAAAGACAAAGGUCCUAUUGAAAAUAUCCAAAUGAGGAGAACACUCCAGAAAGAAUUUAAGGGCUCCAUCUUUCUCAUUUUUAAUACAGAGGAUGAGGCAAAGAAGUUUUUGGAAGACAGAAACCGAAAGUACAAUGACAGUGAUAUGAUUAUCCUAUCAAAGGAAGAAUACUUUGCAAAAAAGAAUCAAGAGAGGAAGCUAAAUAAGUCUGAAGAAAAAGCCAAAUCAAAGCAGGAAAAUGAAGAAGCCCAGAAACAGGCUGAGGAUGCAGAAAGGAAACUGAUGGAAGAAAGGGUUGGCCGCCUCCUGAAGUUCUCUGGUGACUUGGACAAUAUGACAUCAAGAGAAGACCUUUCGGCUCUGUUUCAGGCUCAUGGAGAUAUUGAAUGGAUUGACUUUAGCAGGGGAGCUAAAGAGGGAAUUGUAUUAUUUAAAAUGAAUGCUAAAAAAGCACUGGACAAGGCCAUGGCUGCCAACAAUGACGACCUGAAGUUAAAGGGCAAGGCCGUAAAGUGGGAGCUUAUUGAGGGUGAUGCUGAGAAAGAAGCUCUGAAAAAAAUUAUGGAAGAUAAACAGGAGUCUUUCAACAAACGCAAAGGCAGAGAUGGAAGGAAAUUCAAAGGAAAAGGACGAGGCGGCAAAGGAAAUGACAGUUCUCAAAGGAAGAGAAUACAAUUCCAGGGAAAGAAGAAAAAAUUUGAUAGCAGUGAUGAGGAUGAUAUGGAAGAAUCAGUGAGUCCCCCGAAAGUGACUGCAAAGUCAGAGGAAUCGGCAGGGCCAAAAAAUGGAACAGAAGCUCCAGGGAGUCCAAAGAAGAGAUCACUAGAUGACAAGGCAGAUGACGGUCCUGCAUUGAAACAAUCCAAAACUGAAGCUGGGGAUCAGUAAUGUACUGUAAUGCCUUUGGUUUUUUUUAAGUUAAACUCCAGAUCCAGAUGGUCAGUUGAAAGCAAAUCUAAUGAAAUCCACUUCGAUAUCAACCUGCAAUGACAGAUGAUUUUUUUUUUUUUUGUUUACUUUAUUUUUGUGGGUGCAUGACAGUCCUGUAUACUGCUAUCCUGCACUUUAUUUUUAUACCUUUUGUUAAUACAAACAUAUGUUUCCAUGCUAGCAGCAAGGAUGAUUGCCAGUAAUCGCUAAACGGAUAUCCUUUUGACUUGUACUAAUGUAAAUGUUCAAUAAAAAGUGGUUCUAUUCUGGCUUUGUUUAACAUGG